Trachemys scripta elegans is the source of this 2734-nucleotide messenger RNA. Its product is annotated as membrane-spanning 4-domains subfamily A member 15-like. NCBI's taxonomy places the organism in Eukaryota, Metazoa, Chordata, Testudines, Emydidae. The record is from RefSeq and is a predicted model, not a curated record. Gene Ontology annotation, cellular component: plasma membrane. Gene Ontology annotation, biological process: cell surface receptor signaling pathway.
AUGAGCCUGUGAAAAUUUCCUGAUGACCCUUGAAGUCGCCCACAGCUGGAAGGAGGACGGCGGCUGCAGCAAAAACAGACAUCUUCAUCAUCAUGGCAGCACCAGGAAACACGGCCAAUGGGGUGCUUCUGUUCAUGCCCCCAAACAGUGCUGGCAUCAUCCACCAAGACCAAGGAGUCUCCGGUGCCAUUUCCCAGAAUCCUGAGAUGAUGCAAUGUGGGCCUCAGCAGUUCACAGUCAUGAACCCUGGGAACCAACCUCUUGGGUCAAUGUACCCCGGGAGUCCCGCUGAACAGGUUGCGCAGCUAAGGAAAGUAGGGAUGAUGGAGAUAUUCCUCAAAGCACAGCCCAAGACCCUGGGGGCCAUCCAGAUCUUGAUUGGGCUGAUACACAUCGGCUUUGGAGGUGUCUCUACAAUUUUCAUUAAAUACAUUUACGUCUCUGGCAUCGUGGGGUACCCGUUCUGGGGAGGAAUUUUUGUGAGAAGCAGCCGGGGAAUGAACAGGACUAGCGCCCUCUUCUCAGCGAUUGGGAUCAUUCUCUUUCUAACGGAGCUGAUUUUUAAUGCGUCACAUUAUGACCACAAGGAUGAGGAAUACUAUUGGUUGAAUGCUGGGAAGGGGAUCACAGUCAUGCUGCUCUUGUUGUCCAUCCUGGAGUUCUCCAUCGCUGUCUCAACCUCGUACUUUGCAUCCCAAGCCAUCUGCUAUACUCCCAACACCGCCAUGUUGUUCAGGCCAUAUGCUGCCAAUGAAAACUUUGGGGUUCCCGCCGCACCAAUGCCCCCUCCACCACCUUACACCAAUGAGGCUUAUGACCCCAAAGAAGAGACUGAGCAAUGGGCCUCAUAAGGAACUCCUACAAGAGAUGGCUCCAGCAGCGGCUUCUCUGAGAAGUAAAAUCCAACCCCGUCCUGCAUCAUAGAUCUCAUUCCAUUUUCUGAGUGCAGUUCUAGUACCCAGCUCCAUUGUUCAUCUUACAGGGAACUCAUUUCAGUCUGCUUCUCCCUGGCUCUGCACCAUUUGUAGAUCACACUACACAGAAUGAAGUAAGGUGAUAACUCACCAGCACUAUUCAGCCCCCCCAGGCUUUGGUCCUGAACAUUUCCCUUGGUGACUUUGUCAAUAAAGCUUCAAAAUGGAUCCUGAGUCAGUUUAAAGCACUUGCUCACAGAUGUGUGUCUGUGUGUGCAUGUGGCAUGCGUGUCUGCGUGUGCAUGUGGUGUAUUUGCAUGUAGUAUAGAGAUGUGGCAUGUGCGUACCCACAUGUAACUCUUACCACACACACAUGGUGGAGCAGGAAGUCCCCUUUCACUAGUAGCAUACAUCGCAAAAACGACUAUUGCAACUAGCACUAAUUUGCUUGUGUUGGGCCCUGACUCCUUUCAUACACUUUCUUCCUUUGGAAUGUGACUGAUGCAUGAAAAGCUUGUCUUCACGUACAGCGCUAGAGCUGCAUCGUUGUAGCGUUUUAGUGAAGACGCUCCUAAAUCGAUGUGAGAGCGUCUCCUGUCAGCAAGGUUAAUCCACCUCCCCAAGAAGCAGUAGCUGUGUCGAUGGGAGACGCUCUCCCAUCGACACAGUGCUGUCUAUCUGGGUAGAUUAGGUUGAUAUAACUACAUCACUCAGAAGUUGGUGGAUUUUUCACACCCCUGAGUGAUGUAGUUAUACCGAUAAAAGUCUAUAGUGUAGACCUGGCCUAAGGCCAUUUAAGUUGACUUACGUGUUGUCGAUGAUCAUAAGCCACUUUAAUUACAUUGGUUGUGCACGUCCACACAACGCUCCUUGUGUUGGUGGAGUGCGUCCAUAGUCAUUGCUCUUGCAUCAACAGAGAGAGUGUUGUAUCAUGGGUAGCUAUCCCACUAUGCAAUUCACCACCCUCUGCCACUGAGACCUCUGGGAACAGAUCGCAGUGUAUCAUGGGGGCAUGCUCACCAUCCCAUGAUGUAUUUCUUUCCUCCCAUCAUUCCAUGGGCUUCUGAUUUCAUUUUUCACCAGCCCUUGUAAACUAUGUGCCUGCCAUCUCUGCCUGAAAGCAAAGAAGUCUGGUGAUGAUCGUUAUGAACACAAUGUGGCUGGUCCUGCAGUAUUUCAUGAGCUGUAAAACAGAAAGUGAAUCAGAAACAUUACUGGGGUCUAUAUAGGGAUCAGUACUGGGACCAGUCCAGGGAUCAGUGCUUUGGCCUGUAUUGGGUCCAGUACUGGGAUCUAUUCUGGGAUCAGUGCUGGGACCAAUACUGGAAAAAGUACUGGGAGUAGUACUGGAGUCUGUACUGGGACCAGUCAUAGGACCAGUACUGGUGUCUGAACUGGGACCAGUACUGGGUUCUGUACUGAGACAAGUCAUGGGACCAGUACUGUGGUGUGUAUUGAGACCUUCACUGUUGUCUGUACUGGUCCCAGUAAUGGGACAAGCAAGUCAUUAACCUGUAUUAGACCAAAGUAUUACAGUCCUCUGGAGACUAAGCUAUUGUGUCAGAGGCAAAGAACAGGCGGGACCGAGAUCUCCCAAUCUCUGAGGCCCCUGCAGUGGCAGGGCAUUGAUUCAAUGAGAUACUUAAGGCACAGACUAGAAAUUUUCCAAUGGAACGUUUAUCCAUCAUUUGAAUGCCAAUUCAUCGAAAGCAAAACAUGGCAAUCUUGAUGACAUUUCAUUUAGAAAGUCACCAUGUUUCGAUCUUCUGUUUCACCAGGACAUUUCAUUUCAAUGCUUGUAUUUUAUGUUAUCUAAUAAA